This is a messenger RNA of Mycena indigotica, 606 nucleotides long. RefSeq lists its product as uncharacterized. The transcript has 2 exons. Lineage: Eukaryota; Fungi; Basidiomycota; Agaricomycetes; Agaricales; Mycenaceae. The record is from RefSeq and is a predicted model, not a curated record. The coding region runs from base 1 to 606 and encodes 201 amino acids.
AUGGGGGCUCAGUAUCGCGCAGACCUGGCAGAGCUCGCUGACAGCGAUCUGAAUACAAGGGGCGAGAAGGAUAGUGAUUCGGCAUCUAGGCUGCAAUUGGGACGAGUGGGUGAAAGCUGGCGCGCCAGGAAUGAGCCUUCUGCUUCCGCAAGUGGGGCUGUCUCGUGGAUAUGGAAGACGGUUGUGGGGGAGGGUGAGGAAACGAGGCUUCAUGAAGCUGUACGGGUCAGAUGGACGAAAACGUUAGCGCGACGCGAUCGCUGGAUUGAAGAGGUGCGAUUGCUGCGGGAGGAAAUGAAACGAGUGCUUCGGAGCUUGCGGGCAGUCCAGCAGACAUGGCAGGAGCGCGUCGAAUGUGGUCGUGCAGUGGUACCUGAGGUAGCUACGGGCUUGAAAGCAUACGCGAGGAAACAGGUGGCCCUGCAUCAAUGGAUAGCGGAGUGCUUUGUGGCGGAGUGGACGAAACCGGGAAAAGCAGCGGUCGAGACUGUCCUGCGGCUUGAUUUGGGGACCUACGAGCAGUUGCUCGUGAGGGACAGUGAAGAAUUGGGACUGCGAAGCGUAGAGGAGAGCAUUAGCGUAGAUACUAGAACCAUAGCUGAAUAA